Plenodomus lingam JN3 is the source of this 2883-nucleotide messenger RNA. NCBI's taxonomy places the organism in Eukaryota, Fungi, Ascomycota, Dothideomycetes, Pleosporales, Leptosphaeriaceae. The record is from RefSeq and is a predicted model, not a curated record.
AUGUGCGAAUCUUAUGCUCUGCUGUUCAGGGGCAGCAAACACUGUAGAUUCAACCAUCUACCAGCGGAGGGCAAUCCGACCAUCCGAUUUGCGUGUCCACAGUGUCCCAAGGUAUUCACGCGAAGCGAUAUUCUGCGACGUCAUGAGGCCGCCCACGCUGCCGCUGCACAGUCUCACGAUGGGAACUUGGCGACCAAACGAGCUUGUUUCGAAUGUGCAAAGGCCAGAGAAAGAUGCUCCAAAGGCAAGCCAUGUCAAAGGUGCUCUGUACGCGAGCUUUGUUGCAAAUACCCCAAGAGUCGUUCAGACUUGGGGAAUUCACAGUCCCCGCUGCCUUUCAAACAGGUAGCCAUAUCGCCUUCCAAUUCUUUCGCGCAAAGUUCAACCAUAGAGGGUCAAACUCCAGAAUGCAGUGCCGCCAUUGCCGCAUCUGAUGAGUGCCCAGCGUAUUCGAUAGGACCGCGCAAGUUGCAGAUUGAAAAUCACCGAGAUGCAUCCCUACAUUUGCUUGAACCGUCAGGAGUCGCAAAUGUCGUUCACAUGGUCGACAUUGCUCCGCAGAUACCCAUCGACUUUUCAAUCAAUUGGCUGCCCAUGGACGACUCGAUCUCAAUCGAUUACGACAGUAUCUUGGGCAUGGACAUUAACUCAUUGGGGCUCUUUCCCGGCCCAACACCUGUCAACGAUCCGCAGGACCCAAAGCUCAUGAACCAUACCGGUGCUUAUCCAGUACCUCAUAUCCCAGCAACAUCGCACAAUUCGCCACAUGAGAUGAAUCACAUCCUUCGGACGAAUCACCUCAACCCACCGUGGGAAACGACACUCUCUCAAAUGAGCUCGAGAAGUAUGUCUUGUACGUCGUCCAGAUCAUCUACCAACACGGUAUCAUCAGUCGUUACCUCUGUCGGUCUGUAUGCCACAAGUACCAAUGGUGCCAGAUUGCCCUGUACAAAAUGGAGCAAGAAAUCAAAACACGCUAUGCCCGGUGCAGCCCCGAUGAAACUUGUAACGGACCCAGAUUACCACGUACAUUCCCAGAACGGUCGUAUACGACUUCCGCGAACCGACCAUAUACUGGUGGGAAGUGUCCAGACAUUGAAAUCUCAUCCGAGAUUGACAGUAGAAAUGUUUGAGCAAUUGUGCAAACGAUACAGACAGCUUUGUUCAGACGUCGAUGAUCAUUUCUCAGUAUUUGCUAUCGACCAUUUCCUGAGCCACGCUGCUCUCAAUUUGUGUACACAACUCUACUUCGACAAUUUCGAUAAAAUCGUACCAAUACUGCACGUUCAAGUGGCCGAUUUGAAUGAGCACUGGCUACUGGCACUCGGUGUUUGCGCCAUCGGGUGCCAAUACAUGGAUUCCGAGGAAUUCUCUGCUUGUGUAGUACCACUUCACGAAAUGCUCCGGAGAGGUAUCAUUGCCGAAACAGAAACGAAGAAUGCUCCAAGACUAGGAUUUGACAAUAUCGCAUUGGCACAGGCUCGAAUAUUGAAUCAUUUUGGCAUGGUCUACUUUGGGUCUCCCGAUCUAGUCAAAGGAGCUAGAGCUCAACACGGAGUUCUUGUAGAGCUGGCAUUGUCGUCAGAUUUCCUAAGCCCUUCAGCCAGUCUUCCCACAUCACAAGGAAUCGAGAGUACGGAAUCGCAAAAUUUGGCUUGGAGAUCGGCGCUCAUGGCCGAAUGCAAACGCCGAUGUGGUUAUGCCAUCUGGCUUAUCGAUUGCAUGUCAAUAUAUCAUUUCUCACAGCGUCCGCUCAUGCCAUUGGCCAUUACUCAAUGCCCGUUACCCGAAGACGCCUUGUGGGCAACAAAAAGUACUGAAGAUUGGCGAGGCUUUCUGAGAAGGACUUCAGGCGACUCCGGCGCGUACUCUCAAUUGCGAUCAGACGUACCAUCACUGUGCACAGCCGUGGUACAGAUCUUCACGAAGAAGCACGUCUCAGCCGAUCUUGACCAAUUCAGUCGUGUUCUGCUAUUACAUGGCGUAUAUCGGGAAAUAUUCCAACUCAAGGACUGCUUCGCAAGACCACUGAGCAGCUGCGUCCCCGCAGUGCAACCUGCAAAUACUCCUACAAACGGAUCUGAUACGGACUCAUCAUUGCUCAGUAGUUGGCGUAACGCCUCCCUCGAUUGUGUAGAUGUCCUUCACUGGGCAGCGAAUGGAACAAUUGCACAAAAUUAUGGUGUUGAGCAUCCGACUGUGCUUCAUCUUCAUUUGGCGAGGACAGUCCUUCUGGCUCCCUUUGAAGAAAUCCAAAUGUUAGCUGCCUCCAUUGCAGCUGCCGGUCGAGAAGAGCCAACUGAGAAGCAUACAAUAGCGUCAAUUGAGAAAGCUAUUGACGCUGAACGCAAGAUCUUGCAUUGGGCACAGCGAGACCAGUACAAAGCCCGACUCGCAGUAUUGCAUUGCGGAUGUCUUUUCUGGCACAUUCGACGUUAUAGCUGUCAAGCGUUUUAUGAGCCUAUUUCGGUUUAUCUGGCAACGCUCACUCUGUGGGCAUACUGCUCAUAUACAUCGAGAACAGCCAUCACAAACCAUCGCGAUGGGUCCAUGUCAGAUGAUGAAUCAACCGAAAAUACAUUUCUCGCCUCGAAUGCACAGCCAAUACCAACAUUCAUCCAUUUAGAUCGCCCCAACGAUGACGAAAUGGUACAAUCUUUUGUGCUUUCUGGUAUACCUUCAAAUAUGAGAGCAAACAUCACUGGCGUUGGAGACAUGUAUGCGGCCAAAGGCCCAAUGAAGAUUUUGAAAGAGGGACGCAGGAUCCUGGCGUCUGUAUCCAUGGCCUGGGGCCGCACGAAAGAGUUUGUAGAUAUUCUGGAGUCUCUUGAGCGAGCAACGUCCAGGAAGAUCUCGUUGGAUGCAAGUACUACGUCCACGUAG